AUGAACCUUCCUCCUGACAAGGUGAAGAUCCUGGGCCAGUAUGACAACGAGAAGAAGUGGGACCUGAUCUGUGACCAGGAGAGGUUCCAAGUGAAGAAUCCUCCAUCUGCUUAUUUGGAGAAACUGAAAAGUCACCUGGAUCACGGAGGGGUCAGUCGAAAGUUUAAGAGGCGUGUCCAGGAAUCCACGCAGGUCCUCAGAGAGCUGGAGAUCUCCCUGAGGACCAAUCAUAUCGGCUGGGCUCAGGAGUUCCUAAACGAGGAGAAUCAAGGCUUAGACGUUCUUGUGGAUUAUCUGUCCUUUGCCCACAGUGCCGUCAUGUCUGAUACUGACAGUCUGGAUAACGGCACACUGCUCUCAGACAAAAGCAGAACUUUGGAGUUGUCGGUGGAAGAUCUGAGCAAAAGUGCCAGCAACUCACCUACUCACGGUAGCUCGAAGGCCAGCAAGGCCUUCACAGUCAGGAGAGCACUGAGACACUCUCGUGCUGUAAGCCAGAAAGACGACGUUCAUCUCUGCAUCAUGUGUUUACGUGCCAUCAUGAACUAUCAGUCCGGGUUCAACCUGGUGAUGAAGCAUCCCUGCUGUGUCAACGAGAUCACGCUCAGCCUCAACAACAGAAACCCAAGGACUAAAGCUCUGGUGCUGGAGCUUCUGGCGGCUGUAUGUUUGGUGAGAGGAGGCCAUGACAUCAUCCUCUCUGCAUUUGACAACUUCAAAGAGGUUUGUGGAGAGAAAAGUCGAUUUGAGAAGCUCAUGGAGUAUUUCCGCAAUGAAGACAGCAGCAUCGACUAUAUGGUGGCCUGUAUGCAGUUCAUCAACAUCGUGGUCCACUCGGUAGAAAACAUGAACUUCAGAGUCCACCUGCAGUAUGAGUUCACUCGUCACGGGCUGGACGACUACCUGGAGCAGCUGAAGUUCACAGAGAGCGACAGGCUGCUGGUGCAGAUUCAGGCGUAUCUGGACAAUGUGUUUGAUGUUGGAGCUCUGCUGGAGGACGCAGAGACCAAGAACGCUCUGCUGGAGCACAUGGAGGAGCUGCAGGAGCACAACACACAGCUGAGCAACAGGCUGCAGGAGAAUGAGAAGGAAACGAUAGAGAAAGUCUCAGGGCUGGAAACGAAGCUGAUUCAGACCACCAAAGAAGUGGAGCUGCUAAAGGAGAGUCUACGUGAAUCCUGCUCCCAGGUGGCUCUGCUGCAACAGCGAGAACGAGAGAACGAGCUAGAACGAGAGAGGGAGAGAGAAAGAGAGAGAGACAGAGAGAAAUCCACUCAAGCCCUGAAGGAGCUCGAGGUCAAAGUUCAGGCUCUGGUGGAGCAGGGUCUAGUCCGAAUGGAGCGCUCCUCCUCUGGACAACUGGACGUUCAGGUGGUCCCCGUCAUCCAGCAGGGAAUACAGGAAGUUAAAGAUGAAGUAGACACCAGUGGAGACAAUGAGGCCUCAAAGUCCCUCUCUAAACCUUCUGAGGCUCCUGUGCAGCUGGUACAAGCACCUCCUCCUCCACCUCCUCCUCCUCCUCCACCUCCACCUCCACCUCUACCUCCAGGCACAACUGGAGCACCUCCUCCUCCUCCUCCUCCACCUCCAGCAGCUCCACCGCUCCUGCUGCCUCCUGGAGGUGGAACAUCAAUGCCUUUGGGGAAUGUGUCUGAUGGGAGCUCAGGUUUUAAAAAAAAGAAGCCCAUUCAGACAAAGUACCGUAUGCCUCUGCUCAACUGGCAGGCUCUAAAAUCCAACCAGGUGACAGGAACCAUCUUCAACGAGCUGGACGACGAACACGUGUUGGAGGAACUAAACAUGGCUGCGUUUGAGGAAAGGUUCAAGACGAAGGCCCAAUCUGCCCCUCUAGAACUGGGUACCCUCAAAAUGAAACUGGCCCACAAGACCCCCAGUAAAGUGUUCCUAAUGGAGCCCAACAGGGCCAAAAACCUGGCUAUCACCCUGCGCAAAGAAGGAAUGGCUGCAUUUGAGAUUUGCUGCACCAUUGAGACGUAUGACCGGAAAGCGCUGAGCCUGGACUUCCUCGAGCUCCUGGAGCGUUUCAUCCCCACAGAGUAUGAAAUGAAGCUCAUCCACAACUAUGAAUGUGAGGGCAGGCCCCUGGACGAGCUCAGCGAGGAGGACCGCUUCAUGGUGCGCUUCAGCAAGAUCCCGCGGCUUUCCCAGCGUAUCAGCACUCUCACCUUCAUGGGCAAUUUCCCCGAGAGUGUCCAGCUAAUACAGCCUCAACUCAAUGCCAUCAUCGCUGCCUCCAUGUCAAUCAAAUCCUCCAGCAAGCUGAAGAAAAUCCUUGAGAUCAUCUUAGCGUUUGGAAACUACAUGAACAGCGGCAAGCGAGGGGCAGCGUACGGCUUCCGCCUGCAGAGUUUAGAUUUGCUCUUGGACACUAAAUCUACAGACCGCAAGCAGACGUUGCUCCACUUCAUCGUCAACAUCAUCCAGGAGAAAUAUCCAGAGAUCCAGACUUUCUACACAGAGCUUCACUUCCUGGAUAAAGCAGCACUCGUUUCUCUUGACAGCAUCCUGCAGGAUGUGCGAGCUCUGGAGCGAGGCAUGGAGCUGACCAGGAGGGAGUUCUCUGUGGAAAAAGAUAAUCCCGUUCUGCAGACGUUCCUCACCAACAACGCCGAGCUGCUCAACUCUGUUAUAGCUGACGGAAAAACUGCACAGGAUGUGUAUGACUCAGCUGUGGAGUACUUUGGAGAGAACCCUAAAAUCACUCCACCCUCCAUGUUCUUCCCUGUUUUUGUCAGAUUCAUCAAAGCAUACAAGCAAGCUGAGCAGGAGAAUGAGCAGAGGAGGACACAGCUGCUGAACUGUGAAGCUCCAUCAACUCCGCCCAAGUCUGAACUCACAGGGAACAAGGUUCCCAUGACACCCAAAAUGCAACAGGUGGACCUGAUAGCGGAGCUGAAGAAGAGGCAGGUGUCUCCUCUGGUGAGGGAGGGGAAGGACGGAGCCAUUGAAGACAUCAUCACAGCUCUAAAGUCCGUGCCCUUCACGGCUCGCUCUGGCAAGCGCUCCUCUCGUCUCCUCUGCGACUCCGUCUUCAGUGACGACAGUCCCUACUUGAGGAAUCAGCCUUACAGACGGGCGGAGAGCGGCCGGCGGAGCGCCAAGUGGAAACCAGGACAACAGCUCCACGUAUCCUCAGACAUCUCCCUCUGA
Molecule: messenger RNA, 3171 nt
Organism: Scomber japonicus (chub mackerel)
Lineage: Eukaryota; Metazoa; Chordata; Actinopteri; Scombriformes; Scombridae
Gene: fmnl1b
Product: formin-like 1b
Exons: 26
Coding region: 1-3171 (1056 amino acids)
Biological process (GO): cortical actin cytoskeleton organization; regulation of cell shape; cell migration
Cellular component (GO): cytosol
Molecular function (GO): actin filament binding; small GTPase binding
Source: RefSeq, a predicted model, not a curated record